Molecule: messenger RNA, 4743 nt
Organism: Varanus komodoensis (Komodo dragon)
Lineage: Eukaryota; Metazoa; Chordata; Lepidosauria; Squamata; Varanidae
Gene: SREBF1
Product: sterol regulatory element binding transcription factor 1
Exons: 19
Coding region: 52-3348 (1098 amino acids)
Biological process (GO): regulation of transcription by RNA polymerase II
Cellular component (GO): nucleus
Molecular function (GO): DNA-binding transcription factor activity, RNA polymerase II-specific; protein dimerization activity; RNA polymerase II cis-regulatory region sequence-specific DNA binding
Source: RefSeq, a predicted model, not a curated record
GUCUCCAGAGGGGCUGCGCCGCCGCCGAGGCGGCCGGGCGGGACCGGCGCGAUGAGCAGCCGGCCCUUCGAAGAGGCGUCCCUUGACAGCCUGGAUCUCUCGCUGAGCCUCCACGAGUCCAGCGAAAUCGACUCGGCGCUCCUGAGCGACAUCGACGAUAUGCUCCAGUUCAUCACCAAUGAGGAGCAGGACUUCCCCAGCCUGCUGGAUGCGCCGUUUGGCCCCAGCCUCACCCCGGAUCCCAACCCGCAUGGGCCCAGCUUGUUCAGUGGCUACCCGGGGGCAAACAAUCCGCCUCCCUCUGGCGUGUUCCAGCUGCCGGCGCCACCCGCACCCAGUUUCCAGUCCCUGCCGGUGGCCAGCCAGAGCAGCAAUCCGACUCCGAUGGACAUCAAGGAAGAAGAGUCUGCGGCCAGCACUGUCGCCCAGCCUCAAGGCCAGCUCCUCGCGGGCAGAGUGACCACGCCGAGCUUUGUCCCCACACCCCAGAGCCCGUUCCCAGCACAGCCGUUGGUGGGCUUCCCGAGUCAGAAUGGGAUUUCCGCACCCCUGCCAGCGGCGCAGCCGCCGCCACUGCCAGCCCUCCCCGCCGCCGUGCCCCAGCCCGUGGCGAUGCAGGCCCCUGUCCGGGACCUGGCCCCCCCGCAGCUCCUGGCCCCCGGCGCCCCCCAGGUCGUCCCGCCGCAGAUCCAGCAAGUGCCGGUGCUGCUCCAGCCUCACUUCAUCAAGGCUGACUCCCUGCUGCUGACGACCGUCUCCAGGGCCAAGACCUCUCUGGCCACCACGGCCGCCAUCCAGUCCGCGCCCCUGCAGGUGCCGGCACUGGUGAGCAGCGGGACGUUCCUGGCCACCGUGCCGGUGAUGGUGGACACCGACAAACUGCCCAUCAACCGCCUGGCCGCCAGCAAGCAGCCGGCCAGCCAGAGCAAGGGCGAGAAGCGCACGGCGCACAACGCCAUCGAGAAGCGGUACCGCUCCUCCAUCAACGACAAGAUCUCCGAGCUCAAGGUCCUGGUGGUGGGCACGGAAGCCAAGCUGAACAAGUCGGCCAUCUUGCGGAAGGCCAUCGACCACAUCCGCUUCCUGAAGCAGGCCAACCAGAAGCUGAAGGCCGAGAACCUGGCGCUCAAGAUGGCUUCCCAGAAGGACAAGACCCUGAAGGACCUGGUAGCCCCCUCCGGUGGGAACGCCGAGGAGCCGGCGGACGGGAUCAAGCUGAUGGCGGCCCUGACACCGCCCCCAUCCGACGCGGGCUCCCCUUCGUUCAGCAGCCCCCUCUCCGUCAGCGGGGCCAGCGGAAGCGACUCGGAGCCCGACAGCCCCCUCUGUGAGGAGGCCAAGGGGAAGCAGGCGUGCCAGGCGCUGCCCCCGGGCAGCCUGGGGAUGCUGGACCGGUCCCGCAUGGCGCUGUGUGCCUUUGUCUUCCUCUGCCUCUCCUUCAACCCGCUCUCCGCCCUGCUGCGGGGGCUCGGCUCCUCCGGCGCCCCCGACCCGGCCAGCCCCGGCGGCUUCGGGCGCAGCAUCAUGGCCCAGAGCGAGGCGAGAGACGCUCCCGCCACGUGGUCCCAGUGGCUGCUCCCCACCGCGAUCUUCUGGCUGAUCAACGCCCUGGUGGUGCUGGGGGCCUUCGUCCGGCUCUUCAUCUACGGCGAGCCCGUGACACGGCCCCAUUCGCAGUCGUCCGUCCUGUUCUGGAGGCACCGCAAGCAGGCGGACUUGGACCUGGCCCGGGGGGAGUUUGCGCAGGCCUCCCAGAACCUGUGGACGGCGCUCCAAGCGCUGGGCCGCCCGCUGCCCACCUCCCACCUGGACCUGACCUGCAGCCUCCUCUGGAACCUCUUCCGGCACCUGCUGCAGCGGCUCUGGGUGGGCCGCUGGCUGGCGGGCCGGGCGGGCGGCUUCUUCCGCGACCGGGAGCUGAAGGCCGACGUGCGCAAGAGCGCCUGCGACGCGGCUCUCGUGUACCACCAGCUGCACCAGCUGCACAUGACGGGGAAGCACGGAGCAGGACGCCUGUCGGCCAUCAACAUGGCGCUGAGCGCGGUGAACCUGGCCGAGUGCGCCGGCAGCGCCAUCUCGGUGGCAGCGCUGGCCGAGGUCUACGUGGCCGCCGCGCUGCGGGUCAAGACCAGCCUGCACAGCUGCUGCCACUUCCUGGCGCGCUUCUUCCUGAGCAGCGCCCGGCAGGUGCUGCUGUCCCACAGCGGGACUGUUCCGCCCGCGCUGCAGUGGCUGUGCCACCCGGUGGGCCACCGGUUCUUCGUGGACGGCGACUGGGCCGUGAAGAGCUGCCCCCGGGAGACCCUCUACAGCGCCGCCAGCAAUCCAGCCGACCCCCUGGCUCAGGUGACGCAGCUCUUCCGGGAACAUCUGCUGGAGAAAGCCCUGUCCUGCGUGUCCAGGCUGGAGAGCCCAACAUCUGGCAGCCGCAGUGAGGGGGAGUUUUCAGACGCACUCGAGUACCUGCACUUCCUCAACAGCUGCGCAGACGCGGUCCCCAGCCCAGCACCUGCCGUCAGCCCCAACAUGGAAGCGGCCACAGGCACCGACCCGGUGGCGCACUGGUGGGCGUCCGUGGUGGCCAUGGUGAUCCACGGGCUGCAGGGGGACGCCGAGGCGAUGGAGCGCUUGCACCCGCUGGUGGAGUCCAUGCCGAAGGCCCUCCAGGCCUCUGAGAGCCCUCUCCCCCGGGCGGCGCUGCACACCUUCAGGGCUGCACGGAUGCUGCUGGGCAAGCUGGACUGCAGCCUGGGCCAGUGCGACAAAGCCAGCGAGUAUUUGCGUGACAGCCUGGGGGGGAGCGCCCCCCCGAGCACCAUCGACAGAGCCCUGCAGCUCCUCCUGUGUGACCUGCUUCUCGUCACCCGCACCCGGCUAUGGCGGCAGCAGAUGCAGGCGGCGCCGCCCCCCGGAGCCCCCUACCAGGCCUCCGCCCUCGAGCUCCGCGGCUUCCAGCAAGACCUGAGCAGCCUCCGGCGCCUGGCGCAAGCGGACCAGCCCGCCAUGCACAGGGUCUUCCUGCACGAGGCCACGGCCCGCCUGAUGGCGCGAGCCAGCCCCACGCGGACCCACCAGCUCCUCGACCGGAGCCUGCGCCGGAGGGGGGCUUCCGGCAGCAAGGGAGGCAGCGCGCCGGAGAGCUGCACUUCGGCGCGGGAGCAAGCGGAGGCGCUCCUGCUGGCCUGCUCCUACCUGCCCCCGGGCUUCCUGCUGGGGCCGGGCCAGCGCGUGGGCAUGCUGGCCGAGGCGGCCCGCUCCCUGGAGAAGCUGGGCGACAAGCGGGCGCUGUGUGAGUGCCAGCAGAUGAUCGUCCGCCUGGGCAGUGGCUCCACCGUCGCCUCCAGCUAGGGGGCGCCGCGGGGCGGGGCGGCGCUGCCCCGAUCGGGGUGAUGUGGGCAAGCGUGCGGACGAGCUUCCUGGCCCCCCUGGCUGAAUCGGCAGGGCUUUUCCGCCGGCUCCCCAGUGCCUGCAGGACGUGCCCCCGGGGUGGGCAUGGGCCAGGCGGGCAGGAGGGGCCCUGUGGGGGUGCAGGGGGUGAUGGGUCGGGCCAGGCUCCUGGGGCGUUGCUACUCCAGGAGGGUCUGUGUGUGUGUGUGUGUGUGUGUGUGUGUGUGUGCACACAUACAAGUGGGUACCCUUUGUGCUGAGCAUCCCUGGGAUUGAGGGGGAAGGGGCAGCUGGCUGUGGCUUGUCUGUGCCCCGCUGCCACACCCCACAGCUGCAGACAACCCCCGGGGGGGCGUGGAGGCCCCUGCUGGGGGAUGGCUUGACGGCUUCCUCCCCCCACACUUGUGGUUGCCCCCCCACCCCGGCUCCUGCCCACGUAGAAGGCUCUGGCGACCCCUGGUGGACGCUCCCGGGACUGCGGGUGCCCGCCUGUUCCCCCAGCUGCUGCGGACCAUUUUGCCCCACCAGGGGCGGAACCGGUGCCGUCCUGACGGAGCAAACCAGGGCGGGCGCCUCCUGGGCCUGCACGAUGCAGCGGGAGGCCAAGGGGUGCUUUCCCGGCGGCCCCCGCAGCAAGACCGGGGGCACGGGAGGCAGGGCCCGAGGGUGCUUGUGGUCUGGUCACGCUCCUGCUGCGUAAUCCUGCCUUGAGGCAGUGGCAGCCUUGGAGUGACGUGGUCCCAGCAACACAGCCACCUGCAGGACUGAACCGGUUGAAUGCCUGCCCACCAGACCAACAGGUGAUGCUCCCCUUGGCUGGGAGGUGUUCUGGCUAGUGUGUCCAGAGGCACGUCGGGUGGCAGAGAGGGGGCAGGGCAGGGCACAGGUGCUUCUUCGCCUGUUGGGUGUCAGUCUGUCGGGCGAUUGUUAUUUGCAAGAGCUCUGCUGGGGAAAGGGUCCCAGCCCCAGGCGAGAGAAGGCAGGUGAUCGCGUGUGGUUUUGGUUUAUGAAUGGGCCGGAAGCGGAAUGCGGCGGAGGCCCGUUAAAUCCGGGUUUGUAGGGAGGUGUCUGGAUGGUUGGACCUGUUUCUUUUGCUACCACAACCCCCUGCAAUGGGCCCACCGUGCUCCGUUGGGAACGCUGCUGUACCUCCCCAAAAACACACACACACACACAGGAUGGGAGUGAAUCGGGCACAGCGUGUCCGUGCUUGCGCACGAAGAGGCCCAUGCGCAGGGACUGCACCCCCUUCCCCUCCCACCGCGACGCUUGGCCACCGUUCUUCCAUGUAAAGGUUAUUUUCAUAGUGCGAGCUCUUUUUGUACAGAUGAUGAAAUAAAAUCCUACUUAUUUAUA